Molecule: messenger RNA, 717 nt
Organism: Penicillium argentinense
Lineage: Eukaryota; Fungi; Ascomycota; Eurotiomycetes; Eurotiales; Aspergillaceae
Exons: 3
Coding region: 1-717 (238 amino acids)
Source: RefSeq, a predicted model, not a curated record
AUGACAGACGAAUUGCCAAUAGGCCCGAAACGGGCUUCAAACCCGGAUAAACCCAUGUCGUCUCGACUGAUGACCAUGAAGUUCAUGCAGCGUGCUGCAGCAACGGCGGCUGAAAAAGAACCCCAGACACCAGGAUCGGAUGAAAAUGUGCCGAAAGCCAAGCGCCCGCGACUGUCGACAGAGGCUAGCAGCCCUGGGACUCCGCAGUCUGAGCUCGAUGCCAUCUCAGCGGCGCUGAAAGCAGAGGAAGACAAGCGACGAGAUAUCGUUACGCGCCAAGCGGCAGAGGCUGGCGACUCAGAAUGGGUGCUCGAGGACCCGUUUGUCAAUGCUUACCCUACGCAGCCCAACGUGGUGGCAGCCGACUCGCUUGAUGCGCCCGAUGAUGCCCCUGUGGGCGGUCGUCGCUCAUUUGGCAACUUCAAGGGAAAGAAGACUGUCGAGCAGACAUCCGCUUCACAAUCCAAAGAUGAUGAUGAUGACGACGACGAUGAUGAGGAUGAACUUGUCAACCCGGCCAAUUCCGAGCAGGUCAUGGAGAUCAUGGAGAGAAAGCGAGCCAAGAUGUUAGAAAAAGCCACGAGGCAAGCUAAGCAAGAGCGGAAAAGAAACCCUGACAACAUCAAGCAUUUGACAAGUAUUUCUGGCGGACGCCCACAGCCGAAAGAUAUGCCGUCGAAGAAAAAGAACAAGAAGAAGCGCAAGAGUGAGUCAUGA